AUGAGAGGUAGCGUAAACCGUAGUGCAUACAUCCUCUUCAUUCUUCUCCUAUACCUUUAUUGCGGCUUGUUUACCCCACUACCACAGCCUACGACGCUGACCAUGAGCAUCACAAGAUCCGUCGAAUACUGUCACAGACUUCGACAGCUGGCCGCGGACCAGCUGCGAGCCGUCACAGAGUAUACUAUUCGAGGUCGUAUGGGUCCUGAGCAGGAGCUGGCCUUGCAGACAGAAAUCCUCAGGAUAGCCGCGAACAUACAGCGAAUGAUGCCGCCAUUGGUCGAUCAGGGAGGAGAGGGCCGCGUUACUUCCGAUCAAGCCGGUAUAUCGCUGUUGCAGGCCUCUGACGAUACAGCCUCAUUACGUGGCACUUCUGGCGAGAGAGUAUAG
Colletotrichum godetiae is the source of this 390-nucleotide messenger RNA. RefSeq lists its product as uncharacterized. The transcript has a single exon. The record is from RefSeq and is a predicted model, not a curated record. Lineage: Eukaryota; Fungi; Ascomycota; Sordariomycetes; Glomerellales; Glomerellaceae. Bases 1 to 390 code for a protein of 129 amino acids.